CGAACGCUUCGUCCCCUCAAGCGUCGACGCUAAAUGCAUCUUACAUUGAGUGCCAGUAUUCGCGACGGAUGUGCAUCUCAGAAUAAAGUGAUUUACUAUUUCUUAAACGACGAUAAUUAAAUAAUUCUACGAUCUGAGUUAGUUUUAAUAGUUUUUACGAGAAAAAUGUUUAAUAAAUCGUAAAUUUUAAUUUGAUAUUAACGUUAUAUUUAAUAAAUACAUUUAAAUAAAUCAAUAUGGAAACCGAAAACCAAAAAACUACAGAUCAAACAGCAGAGGAACAACCGUUGAAAGCUGAAAUACCAACCAAUAUACAGAGCUUGGGGUUUUUGGGUAAAUUGAAAUAUGUGAAAGCGAAUAUUACAGUGGAGCCUGUUUUAGCGUUGUUUGUAAUGCCUAGUGUUCUAGCGAUGUUAGCUACACAGAAUCUAAAUUUGGACAAGGCAUGUCGAGUAAAUUUGGAAUUCGAAGAUCUCGUUUGUACUAAUUUGAGACUCAGAAAACGAGCAAAUCACACAUUCGAAGAAGAUGAAGUGCAAAAAUUAAUAGCUUCCGUUCAAGCUUGGAAAAGUGUUAUACUAACAGCUGUUCCAACUACCUUGAUGCUGUUUAUAGGCGCGUGGAGUGAUAAGACAGGAAGGCGGAAAAUUUGCAUGACUAUGCCAAUCAUCGGGGAAAUCUUGACAUGUCUUCUGAAUAUGACAAACACGUAUUUUUUCUAUGAGGUCUCUGUGGAGUUGACUGUGUUUAUGGAGGUCAUAUUUCAAUCACUCACAGGGGGAUGGUACACAAUGCUACUCGGUACAUAUAGCUAUUUGGGUGAUAUCACAUCGAAAGAAACGAGAACAUUUCGAUUGGGUAUAUUGAGUUUGUGUAUGACCGUAGGAUUCCCAAUAGGGAUGGGUUUGAGUGGUGUACUGCUAAAAUAUGCUGGAUACUAUGGAGUGUUCUCUAUGGCCGCGUUCUUCCAAUUUAUCAAUUUAUGUUACGUUAUCUUUCUCAUUGAUGAUCAUAUAUGGUUAGAAAAUAAGGAUAAGGAAAAGCGAACGGGAUGCACCGGGUUUCUUCUGGAAUUUUUCGAUUUCCACAGUCUCAAGGACACAAUGCAUAUAGCAUUCAGGAAAGGUCCUAAUAAUAGGAGAUUAAGAAUAUGCUUGGUUUUGACUGUAGUCUGUCUGAGUUUUGGACCUCUGUGGGGUGAACUGAGUAUAAUGUAUAUUUUUGCACGCUAUCGCUUCAAUUGGGACGAAGUGAAGUACAGCAUUUACUCGACUUAUAAUCUUGUUACGCAUUCUAUAGGUACAAUGUUUUGUAUUAGCGUGUUCAGCAAGAAGUUGGGAGUUGACGAUGCGGUUCUAGGAAUGAUCUCGACGAGCAGUAAGAUAUGCGGUGCUCUCGUUUUAGCCUUUGCUAGAACCGACCUUGAAGUUUAUAUGGCUCCUCUCGUAGAAAUUUUGAACGGGACGACGACUAUAGCUUUACGGUCGAUCGCAUCUAAAUUGGUAUCGCACCAAGAAUUAGGUAAAGUGUUUUCGUUAUUUGGGAUUGCGGAGACGAUGAUGCCUCUCAUAUUCUCGCCGCUGUAUUCCCGCGUGUAUAUAUUAACGCUACACGUGCUGCCAGGCGCGGUGUUCCUGCUCAGUGUGCUGGCUACCUUGCCGGCGUUUGGAAUAUUCGUAUGGUUCUACAGUCAACAUAUGAAGGACCAAAGGAAGAAAAGACUGGCAAUACCGACACCGAAUAUGUUGCCAGAAACACAUGCAUAAUGUAUUUUUAUAUAAAAUCAAUAUAUAUACAUA
Messenger RNA from Nymphalis io (European peacock), 1799 nucleotides. Its product is annotated as proton-coupled folate transporter-like. Bases 237 to 1766 code for a protein of 509 amino acids. The record is from RefSeq and is a predicted model, not a curated record. Gene Ontology annotation, cellular component: membrane. The transcript has 7 exons. Gene Ontology annotation, biological process: transmembrane transport. Gene Ontology annotation, molecular function: transmembrane transporter activity. Lineage: Eukaryota; Metazoa; Arthropoda; Insecta; Lepidoptera; Nymphalidae.